Brassica oleracea var. oleracea is the source of this 332-nucleotide messenger RNA. RefSeq lists its product as uncharacterized. The record is from RefSeq and is a predicted model, not a curated record. The transcript has a single exon. Bases 120 to 305 code for a protein of 61 amino acids. Lineage: Eukaryota; Viridiplantae; Streptophyta; Magnoliopsida; Brassicales; Brassicaceae.
GAUCAACUCCCAUCUAUAAAUUGACUCACCUCUUCAUUAGUUUUGUUAUCAUUCCAAAACAAAAUCUUCUUACGCUCCUCAUACUGAAACUAAACUCAUUUCUUCAAGAUUUUAAGAAAAUGGACAAGAAAGAUGAUGGUGCAAAAUCUGGUAAUGUAGCACAAACCGGUGGCUCUGUAUCUGGUUCGGUGAAUAUGGUGGCGCCAGGGACGGGAGGUGCAGUUCAGAUACCUCGGGAUGCUUUCGAGGCAAACACUAAGGCUUAUUUUGGCGACCUUCAUGCCAAGGACAAGACAACUAAGUGAUCAGUGUUUAGUGGUUAAGUAAGAAUG